AUGGAGCGCUACGGUGGCCGACCUGACCUCGCUCCGGAUGCCCACAAUGUAUCCUCCUCAGGACCGCCUGACGCCAUUCCUUAUGUGGCGCCCAUGCCCAUGACCUCUAUGUCUUCUGUACGGGCCCCCAUCCCUACCGAAUCGUUUAUGACACCGUCUUCCAUGCCGGUAGAACCGCCUCUAUGGACGCCACCGCAUUCCUAUUCUGCACCGUAUGGGCAGCCUAAUUUGGUAUUACCAGUUCCCUUUCCUCAGCGCGCCUUUGUCAUCAAAAGCUUUACAGAGGUGGAUAUCCAACGAUCCGUGCAUCAUGGCGUGUGGACAAGCACAGAAAAAGGCAACAAACGACUGGACAGUGCAUGGAGACAGAGCCAUGCAACAGGCCCUAUUUAUCUCUUCUUCUCUGUAAAUGGAAGUGGUCGCUUCUGCGGCGUGGCGCAAAUGACGUCGGGACUUGACUACACUCAGAGUAGCGAUAUAUGGGCUGAUGGUACUCGCUGGAAGGGCUUAUUCCACGUACACUGGCUCCUUAUCAAGGAUGUGCCCAAUGCUCAACUACGCCACAUUUACUUGCGCAACACAGCGGAUGUGCGACCUGUAACAAAGAGCCGCGACACACAGGAGCUUCUGCCCGAGGCAGCAGCAGCUGUUCUCCAAAUCUUUUUCAUCUAUACGGGCUACUCUUCCCUCUUGACCCGAGAAACCUCUCCUAUGUCUCGAUGA
This is a messenger RNA of Malassezia sympodialis ATCC 42132, 723 nucleotides long. NCBI's taxonomy places the organism in Eukaryota, Fungi, Basidiomycota, Malasseziomycetes, Malasseziales, Malasseziaceae. The record is from the annotation of a RefSeq genome assembly.